GUGCAAAGAGAAAAAACUUGUGGAGCGAAAGGUGGUAUUGUCAUCGUUAUGGAGCCUACGAGAGUGUUGCUGGAAAAGAUACUAAUAAAAAGCCCCGAUUAGUACAAAAGGAAACGAAAAAGUGUGGGUGCAAAAGCUACAUUAACAUUGUGCUUCCUGUUAACUCGUCAAUGGUGACUUUGAAGUACUAUUAUAAACAUCGUAACCAUUACCCUGGUAAACUGUCAGAUUUAUGUACGUUGCCUCUUUCUGAAAACAUUCGACAGUUUAUCCAACAGCGUGCUUUUGAAGGGUUGGAUGUUUUUAGCAUACAGAAGCUUAUGCGACAUCGGGCAAUCGAGUUACAAAAUCAG
This is a messenger RNA of Scutellospora calospora, 353 nucleotides long. The record is from the annotation of a GenBank genome assembly. NCBI's taxonomy places the organism in Eukaryota, Fungi, Glomeromycota, Glomeromycetes, Diversisporales, Gigasporaceae.